Messenger RNA from Tremella mesenterica DSM 1558, 1305 nucleotides. RefSeq lists its product as uncharacterized. The record is from RefSeq and is a predicted model, not a curated record. Gene Ontology annotation, cellular component: transcription export complex 2. Gene Ontology annotation, molecular function: double-stranded DNA binding; RNA binding. The coding region runs from base 1 to 1305 and encodes 434 amino acids. The transcript is spliced from 7 exons. NCBI's taxonomy places the organism in Eukaryota, Fungi, Basidiomycota, Tremellomycetes, Tremellales, Tremellaceae. Gene Ontology annotation, biological process: transcription elongation by RNA polymerase II; poly(A)+ mRNA export from nucleus; post-transcriptional tethering of RNA polymerase II gene DNA at nuclear periphery.
AUGUCCGGUUCUUUAGUUCAGUACAUUCAACUCCUCAACUCUGCAUUCCUGUCACAAUCCCCUGACCAACUCUACUCAGCCGUACCAUUAUCUCCCGACCACCCUCUUUUCUCUCACCUUCGUACUGCUCUAAGUGCGGUCUCUACCUCUGCGUUGUUACCUUCCGCCAUAGCUCCGUUUCUCGGCUCCAUCUCACCAGAUGUUAGAGAAGGUUUUACUUCCUUCGUCUUGAGUUUAUUACGAUAUGUCAAAGUGUAUCAGGAAGGUGGGGACUUCGGAAAUGUUUAUGAGAGGUUUAUGACUUUGGUAGGGGUUUAUACCGAAGUGAACAAACUCUACGCUCAAACCUCUUCCGAAGGCGUUCAUCUUCACCCUCAUCUCAACCCCAUCAUUCUUUCUCUUGCCAAACAACUGGUCUCAAUAUCCAACCAAGCGGCAGCAUCAUCUCCUUUUUCACCACGUCACGACCGUUCUGCUCGGUCUAUAAGGGAUACCACGCGACAGAUCAUUGAACGUUCUUUCCAAGUGAGCAGUACAUCACUAUCAGAUUCCGAGUGGGUGGGAUGUAUGGGGAGAGAUGUUUUGGUGGGUGAUAUUAUGUGGGGUUUGGCAAAUGUUCUAUGGAGGAUAUAUGCUGCCCGUAAACUUCACACUCAAGCUGCAGACUUAGUACGAACUUUUGCCGCUCUUCAACCUGCUGAGGAAAAACGUAUUCAUGCUCGACCUCAAAGAAUCCCACAGACCGACAUUUGUCAGGCUCAUUAUUGGCGUGGAAGAUUAGGUGUGGUUUUACUCGAUAUGAGGAAUGGACGACAUUGGUUGGAUAAGGCAUGGGAAUGGUGUCCAUCAGAAUGUUGGCAACAACGAAGAGCUAUUUUGAUCAGAGUCAUACCCGUCAACCUUCUGCUCGGUCGUCUUCCCUCUUUCUCCCUUUUAGAUCAAUACAAUCUCCACGAAUUUUCUCCUCUAUUACACGCCUUCAAAAGUGGUAAUUUACCAGCCUGGAGGAGAGUGUUAGAAGAUAAUAGAGAGUGGUUUAGACGUAGAUCGAUCUGGUUGGUUCUUUUCGAACGGGGUGAGAUUCUACUUUGGCGAAAUCUUUUCCGGUUCAGUGUUAAAACACAUUACCAACUUUUCCCUUCUGCACCACGGAACAGAUGUCCCACUCGUGUUUUCCUCAAUGCCACACGCGCUGCGUUUUCAGGGACGAACGAACCAGAAGAUGAUGAUAUAACUUUGGAAGAUAUCAUCUGUGUUCUUUCCAGUCUCAUUGAUCAGGUAAGUCAUUUCACAUUCAUCAAGUAA